This is a messenger RNA of Paramecium sonneborni, 872 nucleotides long. The record is from the annotation of a GenBank genome assembly. Lineage: Eukaryota; Ciliophora; Oligohymenophorea; Peniculida; Parameciidae.
AUGAUAGAAUAAGAUGUUGAUCUGUAAUGUUCAAGAAAUCACAACUUACCAAUACAAAUGGUUGUAUUUGAUCCAAGUUUAAUUAAAAAUGAGAGAUUACUUUGUUCAAAUUGUUUAGAAGAUUUUGAAUCCAAUGUGAAAAUGGUUGGUUUAAAUAAGGUUUUAUAAAGUAUUGAUUACAAUCUGAUUAAAUAAAAUGAAUUUAAGGAAAAUUUAAUUUAAACAAACAUUGAAUAAGUUGAAAUAAUAUAGAGAAAUUUAAUUGAAAUAAAAUCUAACAUUCUUUAGACUCUUGAUCAAUUGAUUGGAAAUUGUGAGGAAUGGAUUAAAGUUCUUUAUGAGAUUGGAGCAUAAAACUAAACUUAUAGUUUUUUUGAAGAAUUAGAUCAUUUAAUCACAAAUUCUUAAAAAAAUGAAUAUAAUGAAGUUAUUCUUAAAGAGAUCAAAUCAAUUAAUUUAUCUUGGAUAAUUAAAACAACUACGAAGGUGUAGUAUUUGAAUAACAAGAAUAAAUAAUUAAUUAUAGAUCUAAAAUAAAAAAUAUAGAGUGUUGUUAAUAAGCAUUAAAAAUAGAUUAAAUAAUUAAAAAAUGAUCCCAUCAAUUUAAAAUUAGUGAAUAAUAAUAAUAAUUAAUAUGAUGAUUGUUUUGCAAUUUCAUUUAAUAAUGAUGGAUCGUAAAAUGAAAGAAGUUUUAAAAUUGAAAGGACAUACAGAUGCUAUUCGAUGUCUUACCUUUACUAAUUCAAUGAAUAGUAUCAUAUGUGGUUCUGGAGAUUCCUCAAUAAGAUGUUGGAAAUAACUUAAUUUUAAAUAAUGGAAAUCUACUUAAGCGUAUACAGAUCAUACUGAUUAGAUUGAGUGUAUAUUAUUGA